AUGCAGCAGGGCCCUCGACGCCCCAGGGAAGGCCGGGGGGAAUUUGCACCCGGCCCCUCAUUUCGACGCGCGAAGGGAGAGGCGGCGCCAACCGCGCGGAGUCCGUCCCAAGCGCAGCACCGCCUCCCUACCCGGCAUGCCUUUCGCGGGGGGGGGAGAAGGAAACAUGGCCGCCGCCUUUAGCCGGCGGUGAGGCGGCUGCGGCGUGAAGGGGCGGCCGCGAUGCUGCUGUGCCGCGAGUGGGCCCGGCGGGUGGCGCGCUGGGCCCCCUGCGGGCAACGCCGCACCAAGACGGGCUACGGGCCUCGGCGGCCCAAGGGCCCGCUGCCCCGCACCCCCUGGACGGUUCGCGGGCCGCCGCCCGGCGCGAAGCUGCCCUGGUACUUACGGAAGGUGCCGCCGGUGCGGGAGCAGGUGCCCGAGCUCGACGUGGUGACGUACGCGGGCAAGAUGUACCGCGUGCCCUGGCUGGCCAAGCCCCGCCACGAGAAGUGGGAGCGGGGCUGGCACGACCGCCGCCACGACGGGCCCUGCCCGGACGCCCUGCCCGCCUACAAAGAGCGGCCUUGCUACGUCUGCCAGCAGCUGACGCGCAUGCUGGAAGGAGUAAAGCAAGCAUCAUGGCUAACGAAGACAAAGGUGAUAGAUGGUUUACCUCAGCAAAUACAUACCAUAAUGACUGACACAGCUAAUGAACUGGAGAAUCAGGAUGAAAGAGUCCAAAAUGCAAUCUCUCAUGCACGCUUCUGGGUUAGCAGUGAGGAGGAGAUCAUGGAAGAAACUUAUUGCCCCGUACUUCUGGAAGACUUGCUUAACUUGUGCAGGGCUAUGGCUACCAAACAUCCCUUGCUGGCCAAACGAAUGGUGACUCAAGACUAUAGAGUGUCAGCAACGUGGGAAAGAGAAUCACUUCUUCUUCAGGUUCGUGGUAUCAACGGGAAACUUUUGAAUGCUGUGAAUCCUUUGGAACCUGUAGCAUCUAAGGAUGAAAUAUUAGCCACUGAAAAUGAUGUUUUAGAACCCUUAUAUCCUAUUGCACCCACAAUAGACCUUCAAGAAGUUAAUAAAUAUGAAACAAGAAAUGAUACAGGUUUCCAAGCGGGUUACCCUUAUCCUCAUCCUCACACUGUAUAUUUUGCUCAUGGUGACAAAUACCAUAGAAUGCGACCAGCACAGCUUCGGGCUAAAAUGUUGAUGUUUGCUUUUGGGAACGCUCUGGCUAAGGCUAGGACACUAUAUGGGGAUGAACCCAGAGUCUUGGAGAAACCCAUUGUUGUCCAAAGUGUUGGCACAGAUGGCCAAGCGUUCCACUUCCUGGUGUUCCAGUUAAACACCACUGAUUUAGAUCCUAGCCAUGGUGUUAAAAACUUGGCCUGGAUAGAUGCAGACCAACUUCUGUAUGAAGAUGCCAGGUAUCAACCAGAAAUCAAGAAGAAAGUGGUCACGAUUCCUGCUGGAAUACAUGGCUAUCAGCCAGCUACAUUCAAGAAGUUCCUGGCAUUCUACUUGCACGGUGUUGUGUGAGGCUUCUCAAAAGUCUUUAAAUAAACCUGCCUCUGUCGUGUUUCCUUUGAUGUUGGGCUUAUACUAUAU
Molecule: messenger RNA, 1593 nt
Organism: Euleptes europaea (tarantolino)
Lineage: Eukaryota; Metazoa; Chordata; Lepidosauria; Squamata; Sphaerodactylidae
Gene: MRPL37
Product: mitochondrial ribosomal protein L37
Exons: 8
Biological process (GO): translation
Cellular component (GO): mitochondrion; ribosome
Molecular function (GO): structural constituent of ribosome
Source: RefSeq, a predicted model, not a curated record